Molecule: messenger RNA, 809 nt
Organism: Thunnus maccoyii (southern bluefin tuna)
Lineage: Eukaryota; Metazoa; Chordata; Actinopteri; Scombriformes; Scombridae
Gene: acbd7
Product: acyl-CoA binding domain containing 7
Exons: 4
Coding region: 104-370 (88 amino acids)
Biological process (GO): fatty acid metabolic process
Molecular function (GO): fatty-acyl-CoA binding
Source: RefSeq, a predicted model, not a curated record
UAAUAUUGCAUUGAUCAGCUGUGCUACAAUUACAGCUGCCUAAAGCCGUCCAGCACGACAGAGUGAAUAAAUUCAUCUUAGCCACGGAGCUGCAGCUGCUAAAAUGUCUUUACAGGCAGAGUUUGAGAAGAUAGCAGAUGAUGUGAAGAAGGUGAAGACGAGGCCGACGGACCAGGAGCUGCUGGAACUGUACGGCCUUUAUAAACAGGCAGUCGUUGGAGACAUUAACACUGAUAGACCAGGAAUGAUGGAUGUAAAAGGAAAAGCCAAGUGGGACGCCUGGAACUCCAGGAAAGGAACGUCCAAGGAUGAUGCCAUGUCAGCCUACGUUACACUUGGGAAGGAAAUCAUCGGCAAAUAUGGGAUGUAAGAUUUGAAAUAAAUGGAAAUGACACAGUUAAUAGAUAAAAUGACAACAUACUACCAACUAAAUUACUGCAACAGUUGCUGCUGUCUUUAACAAUAACAAGUAGCCUUCUGCUUCCAGAGGCCAUAAUUAUGCAGGAUUAAAUGUAAUUUCACCUUUAUUGUGUGUCUUUCUGCUUUAUAUCUUCUUUUUUUACAUAGAUUUUUCCCAUUAAUUUAUACAACUCUAUGUUCUAUGCACCUUUCAAGGUCAGAAAUAUAAAAUUUGCCAAUUCCUGUUUUAUCUAAUGUAUGAAGUCUUCUUAUUUUAAUCCAAAUGUGCACAGCAGUAGCACUAUUCUAUAUACUUGUGCACUUUGAUAUGUAGCUAAAAACUAAAUGCUGUCAAAUGUGAAUAUAAUCGAUGCUCAUAUUUAGAAAAUAAAAUCUCUUUCUGCACUGUA